CGCCCGCCCAACCUGUAAACCGCGGCCGAAACCCCCAAACCCAAACGCUUGUCAUUCUCGUCGCUAGCCAGCUGAUCCGCGCAUUUCUAAAUGCAUUUUUAAUUUCUCUCGUUUUUGUUUUAAUCCACACUACAAUUACCAACAUAGUGCAAACCUGUGAGAAACUGUGACAACCGAAAUCCGACGCGAAAACUGUCUCAUCACAAUUCGCCGCCGUCUGCAGAGCUCGCGCAAUUCUGAAGUUCAACGAUGAUGACUCAAUGUGUUCGCCCGCUAUAGACACAUGAAUCAACGCAAACGCACGCAUACGCUUCGAAAAUUCAUUGUUGACUCCGUCUCGCGACCGCCAACGGACUAAAAUGUAUCGCAAUCGCAAUCAGGACGACUUCGCGAUCAACAGAUGCCAGGAAGACGUUCAAGAACAGUACAUAAAUGAAGAGGAGGAGGAUGAGGAAGAAGAAGAAGAGGACGAGGAUGAGACGACCAAGAUUAUUCCACCAGAUGUGGACGACACGAAGGAUUGCUUGAAGUCUCGACACAUCCUGGGUAUCCUCGGCUUUCUUGGUUUUGCGAAUGUGUACGCAAUGCGCGUGAAUUUAUCGGUGGCGAUUGUUGCAAUGGUUAACAACACGGCGUUUCCACCGCCGAAUGUCACCUCGCAUGAUAUUUGCCCUGUUCCCAAUAUGACCAACAGUACAAUUCCAGUAGACAAAGACGGUGAGUUCGCCUGGGAUGAAGCAACGCAAGGAAUUGUCCUGGGUUCCUUUUUCUAUGGUUAUGUCCUGACGCAAGUACCCGGCGGACGUUUCGCAGAGCUUUUCGGUGGAAAAAAAGUGUUUGGUUUAGGUGUAUUAAUCACUGCGUUGUUUACACUGCUGAGUCCGAUUGCAGCGCGGACAAAUUUCCCGCUUUUUAUCAUCGUACGUAUCCUGGAGGGUAUGGGUGAAGGGGUGACUUUCCCGGCGAUGCACGCUAUGCUAGCGCGAUGGAUUCCGCCGCUGGAAAGAAGCAAAUUCGCUGCUUACGUCUACGCAGGUGCUAAUUUUGGCACGGUGGUCUCACUACCCAUCUCCGGUUAUCUCUGCUCGCUGGAUUUCAUGGGUGGAUGGCCGCUUGCGUUUUACAUAUUUGGCGUGCUGGGUAUAAUUUGGUUUGUCUUUUGGUUGCUGCUUGUGUAUGAUACGCCGACGAUGCAUCCGCGCAUCUGCCGGCAGGAGCAGGCGUUUAUUGUCGCCAGUAUUGGUCCGCAUGACGAGGACGAGGAGAACAACACUAUACCAUGGCUGAAGAUGGCGACGUGCCUGCCGCUGUGGGCGAUUUUAGUCACGCAGUGCGGGCAGUCCUGGGCGUUCUACACCCAGCUUACUGAAUUACCCACGUAUAUGGCGAAGAUAUUACAUUUUAAUAUUGAACAGUUAGCUUUAUGGUCAUCAGUCCCGUAUUUAACAAGCUGGUGGCUUGGUAUCUUGACGAGCAUCUUCGCGGACUGGUUAUUGAGCAAGGGAUACCUAUCAUUAUCAACAUCGUAUAAAAUAUUCAACUCAAUAAGCUCAAUCAUUCCUUCCCUGGGUUUAUUGGGCGUCGCAUGGCUUGGAUGUGACAGUAUCGGCGUGCAGGUGAUGUUAGGUCUGCCGGGUGCCUUUGCCGGCGCAGUAUACGCCGGCAAUCAGAUGAAUCACAUCGCGUUGAGCCCGCGAUUCGCUGGCACAAUGUACGGAAUCACGAACGCUGCCGCCAACAUGUGUGGUUUUAUCGCGCCCUAUGUAAUAGGUACAAUUAUUCAAGGCCAGGAAACUCUUGGACAAUGGCGCUUGGUGUUCUACCUGGCGGCGGGCAUCAACAUCGGCACGAACCUCUUCUACGUGGCAUUCGCAAGCGCCAGGGAGCAGCCGUGGUCGCGGUCGCGCCGUCUAAGUAACAUCAAUUGACAUGCGCUGUACCUGACGCUCCUGGUCGACCUCUAGCCGGAGGCAUCACUAGCGUAAUUUCAAUCGGCCCGCACACAAGGUAAAGUGUGUCCGCUGUAUAUAAACAAAUGUUAUUGCAACACAUAGUAUAUUUACACGAAGUGAACCAAGCGCACGGCGCUGCGGGGUGGACGAGAUGGAAAAGAUAUUUAUAUAUAUACAUAUAGAUAUAUUCAUAUAUAUUUUGCUUCGAACUGUGAUGAACGAAUUUCGAUACAAGUAUUUAUAAGAUGCCGUUGACGAGGUGCUUGACCACAAAACAUAGUUUAAUUAUUUUCUAAGUUGGAUAUAUUGAUACGAAGCGCCGGCGGUGGUGUCGGUCGGUAUGAUCAAUAAAAUUAUCAUUGUGUUUAAUUACAA
Molecule: messenger RNA, 2327 nt
Organism: Dalotia coriaria
Lineage: Eukaryota; Metazoa; Arthropoda; Insecta; Coleoptera; Staphylinidae
Gene: MFS10
Product: major facilitator superfamily transporter 10
Exons: 5
Coding region: 360-1928 (522 amino acids)
Biological process (GO): transmembrane transport; monoatomic anion transport
Cellular component (GO): plasma membrane
Molecular function (GO): transmembrane transporter activity
Source: RefSeq, a predicted model, not a curated record